UUCCGACAUUUUGAGUCGCAGUCGACCGUUGGUUUACCGUGCAGUGUGAAACUGUUGACAAACAUCGCCGUUCGGACUUGUAUUUAUCUAUUCGCGCACUCUUUCGUGAUUAUCUGUUUCUUCGAAUUUACGUUUAGCUGGUUCUCGGCGAUAAUUUUUAAUUUUCUGUGCUGUUUUUAAUUCGGUGUGAAAUAAUGUUGUGUCGGAUUCGCUCCGCGAUAUCAAGCAUUUUAGGUUAUGAAAGUUCGAAACAGUUCCCGAGUCACAUUUCGUGAAAUUUACGUGCAACAAUGACGUGUUCGUUUAAAAUAAAAUGAUGCUCAAUCACGUUAAAUUUUCCGACCCGGUUUCUGUUUAUCUACGCGACGAAUCGUUAGUUUUCAUGUGUGUCGGUAUGUUGUGUUCUUGAUCAUCCAGUGCCUGUGAUAGUGUUUUGUUUUCUUUUCCAUCAUUUUCUUUUCUUUUCCCCCCAAUAAUUUAAGGAUACCAAGUGUCAUUAUUGAAAGUAUCCUUUAACGCCCUAGGCGUCUUCCCCAUGGCUUCAUGGUUCUCCUGAAUAUUAAACCAUCGCCGUCAGCCAUGGAUAAUACUGUGGCAGCGGUGCAAGCUAAACGGCCGGAUGCUUGGCACAAACAAGAGCAGAUGAUGUUUCUUGAAAAACAAAAAUCUAAAGCUGCUGCGGGCGUUGGCGGAGCUGUGACGAGCGGGGCGCCCGGAGUGGGCGUCGUGGGAGCGGGCGACGGGGGAGGGCGGCAUGUCCCCCUGUACGGGCGCCUCGUGCCGGAGGAGCAGUUGCCGGCGUCGAUGGCCGCGGACUCCGCCUCGGACAUCCAGGCCAUGCAAGCGAGGAUACCCCGCCACUUUCGGGACCCCGCCUCGGCCCCCCUCCGAAAACUCAGCGUCGACCUCAUCAAAACCUACAAGCAUAUUAACGAGGUGUAUUAUGCAAAAAAGAAGCGAAGAGCACAACAGCCUCAAGGGGAGGAUAGUUCGCACAAAAAAGAGCGGAAACUGUAUAAUGAUGGCUUUGACGAUGACAACCAUGAUUAUAUCAUCAAAGCUGGCGAAAAGUUCCUUGACCGUUAUGAAAUUCACUCCCUUAUUGGCAAAGGCUCCUUUGGACAGGUGGUUAAAGCAUUUGACCAUGAGGAUCAGUGUUACGUUGCAAUAAAAAUCAUUAAAAAUAAGAAACCUUUUUUGAAUCAAGCUCAGAUUGAAGUCAAACUACUUGAAAUGAUGAAUCGAGCUGAUGUCGAUAAUAGAUAUUAUAUAGUUAAAUUGAAACGUCACUUUAUGUGGCGGAAUCAUUUAUGUCUAGUCUUUGAGUUGCUGUCUUAUAAUCUGUAUGAUUUACUUCGCAACACUAAUUUCCGAGGAGUAUCGCUCAAUCUUACCCGCAAAUUUGCGCAACAACUUUGUACUGCUCUGCUGUUCCUGGCAACGCCGGAAUUAAAUAUUAUUCAUUGUGAUCUAAAACCUGAAAAUAUUUUAUUAUGUAAUCCUAAAAGAUCUGCCAUCAAAAUUGUCGAUUUUGGAAGUUCGUGUCAACUUGGUCAAAGAAUUUAUCAAUAUAUUCAAUCGAGGUUCUACAGAUCGCCGGAGGUGCUCCUAGGCAUACCUUAUGAUUUAGCAAUAGAUAUGUGGAGUUUAGGCUGUAUAUUGGUUGAGAUGCACACCGGAGAAGCCUUAUUUAGUGGUGCCAAUGAAAUAGAUCAAAUGAAUAAAAUUGUAGAAGUUCUUGGAAUGCCUCCAAAACAUAUAUUAGACCAAGCGCAUAAAGCUAGGAAAUAUUUUGAUAAGUAUUUAGAUGGUUCUUACGCAUUGAAAAUGCCAAGGGAUGAAAGAAAGUAUAAGCCUCCUGGAACGAGAAGGCUUCAUGAUAUAUUAGGAGUAGAAACUGGUGGUCCUUAUGGAAGACGACUUGGCGAGCCAGGCCAUUCAUUUUCCGAUUAUCUUAAAUUUAAAGAUUUAAUCUUAAGAAUGUUGGAUUAUGAUGCCAAAACAAGGAUAACACCCUACUACGCUUUGCAGCACAAUUUCUUCAAGCGAACAGCUGAUGAAGGCACCAACACUGCUGGUACCACAAGUCCUGCCAACAUGGAUGCUUCUAAUGCCCAAUCUCAUCUAGUCACUGUACAUCAGUCAUCAGUUCGAGGGCCAAAAGUGGAUCACUCAGCAGCUCAGCUGAGCAGCCUAGUGAACGCGAUGGACUGCGAACCUCCACACAGCCACCACUACCACCCUGUGAUUCUUCGAGGACCGCAUCGAGGUUAUGCGCCCUCUUCGCUACCGCCUUUGUACGGGCCAUCACAUCAUGCCUCCAUGACGAGCUACAUUCCUCCUGCAACGGGCGUCCAGCGAUCCUCGGACGUCAUUCAACGACCCUCAGAACUGAUGCAGCGUAAUCAGGACCAGGAAGAUUUGGUGGGUGUAUGUCUUCAACAAAGCCCUGUUGCAAGCCAUUAAUAUUUAGAUUAAUGAACACAUACGUGUUUUGUAUUUUUCUAGGUAAUGUGUGAUCCUUUUUUAUAAAUAAUUUUCUAUGUUCAAACAAAUGUGAAUACUUGUGUAUGUUUAAUAUUUUUUAUUGACUUGUAUACAUAUUUAUAUAUAGCGUGCUUUGCUAGUUUUCAUAUGAAGAGAAAGUUGUGACAGUGAAUUGAUAAAAAAAAUAAUUGAUAUUCUUCCAGUUCCCUUUGUUGCUUUCUUUGAAAGGAAACUGGUCAAACUUACCGAUUACUCAGCAUGAAUAUCCUGGGCGAUUAUUUUUAAAACAUACAAUAUUGACUGAUUGCACUUAAAAAAUGCAUCUGAAGAAAGUAGUUUCUCCAUGCAGUUUUUCACAUGAUAAUCUGUGUCUGAUACCCUCUUGUUAUUAACCCAGGUGUGAAAUGAAGGAAAUACAAAUUGAAAAACAGAGGUAGGUUUAGACGCAUUUGUUUCUUUUAUAUUGACCUAUCUUGACAGAUCUUUUUUAAAGUAAGUUGUAGUUAUUCAUAUUGUGUUCACUUUCCAAAAGUAGAACACUACACCUUUUUUGAGUUUUCCCUUAAUAGUGUGACUUUGCGCUGGCAGAACGGAGGUACCUAAAGCACUUGUCUGUGAAGAGAGAAACAAUCAUGCAUUUUUAACAAAAGCCAAAGAGCUUUUGAUUUCAAUGAGGAGCAUUGAUGGAAGAGUUGUCCAAGUAGCAGUCGAUAGAAAUCUUUUGACUGGUUGAAUGACAUAACGUCCUGAUUAAUCGAACAGUUCUGUUAAGUUUUUGAUGACUUGAGUGUAAACUAAGAUGUUGCUGAUUUCCUGAGUCUCUUAAUUUGGUAUAAUCGACACCAAAGUCGAAAAUUUCAAAAGAAGGUCGCCUUUUGCAAAGAAAAGAUGAUAGUUUAAAUAUUGAAUAAUAUAUAAAAUCGCUGCUGUACAACUAUGUGAAGUAGCACAAAUUUUUCAUUCUUCAUCAUCAAAGUAUGAAAUUUAUCACUCCAAUGAGCUCUGUACUUGACUGCAAGAAACUGUAGAUCAGAGAAUAAAAUGUCACCCUAGAAGUGUUUUUUAAAUUCUAAAAUUGUUGACAUGGAAGAGCAGGACUUGGCGACGCUGCAGUAAAACUUUAAGAUAAAAAAAAGAAAACAAGAGGCAAAUUAGCUUGCAUCAUAUUUACCAAGCUGUAUGCACUUUCUGGGCCAAAAAUGUGAGCCAUGCCACUCAGAAGUUUAAACAAAGACCUUUUUAUGAUGCCCAUAUUUUUUUCCCUGUCUUGUAUCUCAACUUAAUUUUCACAAGUAUCAGUAUAAUUUGAGGAGCCUCAUCAAGAACUAAAAGUCAAUUCAUUGACUGCCAAACGGAUGGAUCAUUUCCCAAGGCAAGGGUGAACGUUCGGAAACUUCUUAACUAGUUGUUUUCACAACCUUCGAUUUUUAGCUGGUUUUUCAGGUUAUCUCUUACUGUUAGUUUUGACUUCUAAAGUAGGUCAGUAUUUUUAGUCACAGAAUCCUGUUUUGAUGGUUUGGGUUAGCAAAGAAUAAUUUGAGCUGUCCGAACGCCACGUAUCUACGUCCAAUAUCAAUGGUGACAUUACUCAUUGAAAAACUUGGCGUAUGGUAUCAUCCAUCGCGGUAGUGUGUCCCAUGGAUUCUUCCAUCGUGGUUUUAUCAAUCAGUGACACUCAUGUGCACUGCUUGGUCUUCGAAAAAUGUGAAUGGAACCCAGAUGGACAGUAUGCUUUACUGUGGUGGGUGAUGUCAUACAUUGUGUUUUUUGUUGGGUGAUAUCUCCGUGGAUAUUUGAAGUAGAAACGUUGUGUUUGGACCACUCUAAAUUUCUUGCUCAUAUGCCAGCAUAAACCCUCCUAACUCGAUUCUGUGACCAGCGUAAAUCAACCACUGUAAUGAAUGCCUGUGGGCCACGGUCACCUAUUAUAAAGUAAUGAAUAACUUAAUGAGCCAAUGCACGUACUAAAAUAACAACUUAGUCUAAGGAGAAGCUGUAAAAAAAAAAAAAAAAAAAAUCGGUACGUUUCAAAAUAUUAACUAUUUUAUGUCCAGAAAAAAAAAAAAAUAGUAAAAAUGAGUUGUCGGUUCACUGUUAUUUCGAGACCGAAAACAUUUACUGAGUGGUUAGGUAACGCUAAUCGACGACUCACUUUAGUUUUUGUUCUUCCUGGUUGAAAAUGGGGUUGUUAAUGUUUCGAAAUGUCCCGGUUUUUUUAUUCUUUUAUCUAUUGUAUUAUUUACAGCCUAUGAUAAAACCUGAAAUGAUCCACCUUGUAAUGAGACGGCAAGUUUUGGAUACCAUAUUGUGUUCAAUUAACUCGUAAUUUUUCUUGCUCUUGUAUUUGUAUCAUGUGUAUUUAUUGUGUUCGUGCUCUGGAUUUUAUAUUUGAAACCAUUUUAUAACUCCGAAAAUACAAUUCAAUGAUCAAUGUUUCCUUUAAAUACUUCAGAGUUAGAGAACACAAAGCAUGUAUGCGUGCAGCAGGGAAAUAAAAAUUUGUAUUCAAAUAAAUGAGUGUUUUGCUGCAACCUACGCGUUUCAACCACAAAAAGCUACAUGCCAUGAUAGAAUACAUUGGAUUAAGAUUGAAUUAGUAUGUAUCAAAGAAGUUUCCUCUUGUUUUCUCGUAAACCUUUGCAUUUUCCCUUUGUUGAAACUGUCGCUGAAGUGAAAAUUCAAUGUUGAAUCAGUGGCGAGGGUCAGAAUGUUUACAUUUUUUGUCUAACUAUGAAAACUAUCUAGUGAGCUGAAAGUGGAAACAUUCUUUGUUUUAAAAUCGGACAUGUAUUAAAAGAGUUAUAAUGGAAUUUGUGGAUUUAUUGAAAUACACAGGUUUAAAUAGGAAAUGCUCUGCAGUGACGUCACAAGGCGGUCCAUUUUUUUAACUAAAGAACAAUUUACCUUCUUGAUUUCAUUGUAAAAAAAAAUUGUGAAAAAUGUUCUGAACUCAGCUUCUUUACUACUUUUAUGUGAAGCAAGAUUUUUUCUUCUGCCACUGACUCAUUUAGUCGAUUCUUGGACUCCGCCCAUAGAAACUGAAUCUACCAACUACAUCAUAUUCUUUCAGAAUCUCCUCUCUCGUUAUUUGUUAACAAACCACGGAACAUAAUUUGUCAAUUUGUUUUAUAGAAUUAUGUUCACCGAGGGAAGAAGUGCAUGAUUGAUUUCAUUGAACAUGAAUUUAAGGAGCAAGCCAAAAAUCAAAUGAACCAAA
This is a messenger RNA of Bemisia tabaci, 5704 nucleotides long. The record is from RefSeq and is a predicted model, not a curated record. NCBI's taxonomy places the organism in Eukaryota, Metazoa, Arthropoda, Insecta, Hemiptera, Aleyrodidae.